AUGCGACUAUUGUACUACACGAGUGGCGACCAGCUUGGCUGGACGAAGGACUUGAUCGGCGACGAUCUGGUCCCCCCUUACGCGAUACUGUCUCAUACCUGGGUGGAGGAUCAAGAAGUGACCUUUGAUGAUAUAACAAAGGACAGCGGAAAGAGCAAGACGGGAUACGACAAGAUCCGGUUUUGCGCACAACAGGCUGAGAGUGACGGCCUGCGUCACUUCUGGAUAGACACCUGCUGCAUCGACAAGUCAAACAACUCAGAGCUUUCAGAAGCGAUCAUCUCCAUGUUUCGCUGGUACAAGAACGCAAAGAGAUGCUACGUUUAUCUUUCCGACGUCUCCAGCGGAGCCGCUGAAAAUAAUAGCGACGGGCAUCGGAGAAGGGAACCGGCAAUUGGGAAGAGCAGAUGGUUUACUCGAGGCUGGACGCUUCAGGAACUUAUUGCCCCGGCAUCGGUUGAGUUUUUCUCUAAAGAGGGUGAUCGGCUUGGCGAUAAGCGAUCUUUGAUGCAGACUCUUUAUGAAAUCACUGGAAUCGCUGUGCAAGCCCUUGAAGGAAGUCCGAUGGAUUCCUUCACUGUGGACGAACGGAUGUCGUGGGCACGAAGACGCAACACAAAGCGCGAGGAAGACGCAGCGUACCCGCUUCUAGGCAUCUUCGACGUCCAGAUACCGCUUCUCUACGGAGAAGGGCGGCAGAAGGCCUUAGACCGAUUGCGGAAAGCGAUUCGAGAGCACAACUCCAUCAACUUGCCCAUCGCGACCGGCGCUUCCUAUAACUCCCAUGCCGAAGAACACAACUCACGAUGUCUACCGAACACCCGCACCGCGCUAUUGCACGACAUCGCGAAUUGGGCGAAUGCCGAGGAGAGCAAACCUAUAUUCUGGCUGAGCGGCAUGGCUGGUACGGGAAAGUCCACAAUUGCGCGGACGAUUGCCCAGUCAUUUGCCAGCCACGGCCAGCUUGGAGCAAGCUUCUUCUUUAAGAGAGGCGAAGGCGAGCGCGGCAACGCCUCACGAUUCUUCUCCACCAUCGCUAACGACUUGGUGGCUUGUGAGCCAGGCAUGCUACCCGGCAUUAGGAAGGCGCUCGACGAGGACUCAGCUAUUUCGGAUAGAGUUCUGGAAGACCAGUUCGAGAAGCUGAUCCUGCAGCCACUCGUGGGGAUAAAGCAGGCCUGUUCCCAGACCUUGGCGCGCGUUGUCGUACUAGACGCGCUCGACGAAUGUGAGCAAGAGCAAGACAUCCGAACGAUCCUUCAGCUGCUUGCUCGGACGAAGGCUAUCCGGCCAGUGCCGUUACGGAUCGUAGUAACUAGCCGACCAGAGCUCUACAUUCGCCUCGGCUUCAAGGAGAUGCCGAACGGCACAUACCAAGACCUAGUCCUUCACGAGGUACCAAGAACUACGAUUAAACACGACAUACGUCUCUUCCUAGAGCAUGAGCUUGGUACAAUACGAAAAGCGCGCAUGCUGUCCUCAGACUGGCCAGCGACACACCAGAUUCAGGCUCUAGUUGAGCUAGCUGUGCCGCUAUUCAUCUAUGCUGCUACUGUGUGUCGAUAUAUUGGCAGCAAAGGAGGUAACCCGGAAGGGUACUUACGCAAAGUUCUGGAGUAUCGAAAGUCGACUUUUUCGCAGCUAGAUCGAACCUACCUCCCUGCUCUAGACCAGCUACUUGAUGAGCAGGAAGACGAGAAGGAAGAGUGGCUUCAUGCAUUUAGAGAACUUCUAGGCAGUAUUGUCGUUCUAGCGAGGCCGCUUUCUCGCAUCUCACUUGCACGCCUUCUCCAAGUGCCCCAAGAGGAGAUCACCUGUCGGCUAGACUCUUUGCACUCUGUUCUUAAUGUUCCUAACCAGGAAGAUAUGCCAGUCAGGCUGCUGCAUUUGUCCUUUCGCGAGUUCCUUGUCGACCCUCGAAAACAGGGACAGAGCCCCUUCUGGGUAGAUGAGAGAGCGAGACACGAGAGCCUACAACAGAACAUGUGCGACUUAGAGCCUGGGACUUUGAGAAGCGAGGUUGAUGAAGGAGAAAUUUCAACCUACCUGUCGCCUGAGUUGCAGUAUGCUUGCCGCUACUGGGUGUAUCACCUCAAGCAGAGCCAGCGUCUUGUUAGCAACAAGGCUACUGUAGAUACGUUCCUCCAGAAACACUUCCUUCACUGGCUUGAAGCGAUGAGUCUAAUUAGAGAUACACACAAAUGUGUUUCCUUGUUAGAAACACUUUCUACGCUCGUUGAGGCAUCAAACAGUGCUCUUUCUGCGUUUCUCCAUGACGCUCGACGAUUUACUCUUCGAUUCCGACAUAUACUCCAAGAUGCUCCUCUACAAAUAUAUUCCUCGGCUCUUAUAUUUGCCCCAGAAGCAAGUAUAGUACGAAAAGCUUUUGUAGACGAAAUGCCAAAGUGGAUUAAGUUAUUGUCAAAACGGGAAGACGACUGGGAUGCUUGCCGCAGCGUGCUCGAGGGCCAUAACUCCAGCGUCAACGCCGUCGCCUUCUCGCCAGCGGGCCCAGGUCUGAGGAAAGUGGCGCCGUCACGACCUUUCUCGAGAUUCCUCGCUUCCAGGAAUAUACAGACGCGCAGAGGCGCUUUCUCAACUCUCCGAUCCAUCGAAGUGUCCAUCUUUGCUUGGUGCUUGCCCACGCUCAAAUACACCAAACCAUCCUUCGCCGACUCAGCUGUGUAUCUCUACAUCUCCUCACUAAGCAACGUCGCACGGCAACAUCAAUUGCCGAAGGCUUCCAUGAAGCUGGCCUCUAUGGAACUCUGGCGAGGCCUUAGAGUUUGA
Mytilinidion resinicola is the source of this 2790-nucleotide messenger RNA. Its product is annotated as HET-domain-containing protein. The transcript has 3 exons. NCBI's taxonomy places the organism in Eukaryota, Fungi, Ascomycota, Dothideomycetes, Mytilinidiales, Mytilinidiaceae. The record is from RefSeq and is a predicted model, not a curated record. The coding region runs from base 1 to 2790 and encodes 929 amino acids.